Molecule: messenger RNA, 541 nt
Organism: Acanthoscelides obtectus
Lineage: Eukaryota; Metazoa; Arthropoda; Insecta; Coleoptera; Chrysomelidae
Source: the annotation of a GenBank genome assembly
AAAACAUACAGUUUGAUGGUUGUUUGUCACUAAAUUGUCAAUCCCAGUUUGUCCUCACGCUCAUCUUCGAAAUUUCCAGUGAAAAUGCCUACAGAACCGAUCAUCCCCCGUCCCCGAGAUGCUUGCUGCUGUCCUUCUUUCCGCAGCGUCUAUCAAGGUCUAACUUACCCCUGUAGAUUGUUACCGUAUGCGGUUCCAGCCCCCAUGGCUAAGAUUGAUUACCUGUUUGUGCCUGUCUGUCCACCUAGCGACGCCUGUCCACCCAGAAUCUUGCGUUCCAUGCUUUGAUGCCCCGCCAGUAGCUAUAGCUCCACUGGGUCAGCCAUCGACACCAUCAACUCUAGUAUAUGCGCCUAUGAUAGCGCCCUGUCCGUGUCCAAUCCCCUCUCCGUGCCCGCCCAUGUGCUGCUGUCCACCACCAAGUGGUAGAAAGGGUUGUUAAGGAUUAGAUGGUGGAAUUGCACGUACUAAAGCUCGCCCCACGUAAUGUACUAAGUUAGUUUUUUGAUAUUUUGAUCAAUAAAGGCGAUUAUUACACCUA